Molecule: messenger RNA, 1798 nt
Organism: Egretta garzetta (little egret)
Lineage: Eukaryota; Metazoa; Chordata; Aves; Pelecaniformes; Ardeidae
Gene: CARD9
Product: caspase recruitment domain family member 9
Exons: 12
Coding region: 35-1672 (545 amino acids)
Biological process (GO): positive regulation of canonical NF-kappaB signal transduction; regulation of apoptotic process
Source: RefSeq, a predicted model, not a curated record
CAACACUGCUCAUUAACAGUUCUCACUCACCAACAUGCUGGAAGAAGACAAUGAUGAGACAUGUUGGAAUAACCUGGAGAACUUCCGGGUGAAGCUGAUCUCUGUGAUAGAUCCUUCCCGUAUAACACCCUACCUUCGCCAGUGCAAAGUGAUCAACCAUGAUGAUGAGGAACAAGUUCUUAAUGACCCCAGCCUGGUCAUGCGCAAACGGAAGGCAGGUGUUCUUCUGGACAUUCUUCAGCGAACGGGACACAAGGGCUUUGAGGCGUUUCUGGAGAGUCUUGAGCUUUAUUAUCCACAACUGUAUAAGAAAAUAACUGGCAAGGAGCCCAGCAGGGUUUUCUCUAUGAUUAUAGACACAGCUGGGGAAUCUGGCCUGAGCCAGCUCCUGAUGAACGAGAUCAUGAAACUGCAGAGCACCAUGCAGGAGGAGCGGCGGAAGGCCCAGGAGCUCACCAUGUGGCUGCACACCAAAGAGGACACGAUCAGAGAGAUGUGGGUGAGGGACAGCCUGCUCCGCAAGCACCAGGAGCGGGCACAGAAGAUGAAGGAGGAGAGGGACAGCCUGAGCAAGGAGCUGCGGAAGUGCAAGGAUGAGAACUACAACCUGGCAAUGAGCUAUGCCAAACAGAGCGAGGAGAAGAGCGCUGCCCUCAUGAAGAACCGGGACCUGAUCCUAGAGAUUGAUCACUUGAAGCACAGCCUCAUGAAGGCGGAGGAUGACUGCAAACUGGAGCGUAAGCACACGAUGAAACUGAAGCAUGCCAUAGAGCAGCGUCCAAGCCAUGAGGUGGUGUGGGAGAUUCAACAGGAGAAGGAGUUGCUCCUGGCCAAGAAUCAGGAACUGGAGAACACUCUCCAGCAGGUUGCAAGGGAACAGAAUUUGGAGAAGAGCCUCUCCAGUGAGACUCUGGAGAAAGAUUGUAGCCAGAUACUAGAAGAACGCCAGGAGCUGAUGAACACCAUUUACAGCCUUCGCAAGGAGCUGCGGCGAGCUGAGGCUUUGUCUCAACAGUAUGCAGAGGAAAAAGAGAUGCUUGAACUGCAGUGCACAUCUCUGAGGAAGGACUCCCAGAUGUAUAAAAAACGGAUUGAAGCUGUCUUGCAGCAGAUGGAGGAAGUGGCUUCCGAAAGAGACCAGGCCCUCCUGACCCGAGAACAGUUCUAUACACAGUACUCCAAGAACCUGGUUGAGAGGGACGCUUACCGCAAGCAAAUUCGGGAACUGGGGGAGCGAUGUGACGAAAUGCAACUGCAGCUCUUCCAAAAGGAGAGUCAGUUGCUGGCUACUGAAGCCAAGCUGAAAAGGUUGCAACUGGAGCUACCCACACUGACCUCUGACCUGGAUGAUACCUCCUCCAGAGAUUCCCAGGAACUUACUCUUCAUGGUCAUCUAGAUGAAGAUACACAGCCGACUAAAAAAGAUUGCCCUGAAGGACAAACCCAGCAAUUUAGCACACGAGAGAGCAGUCUGCCUCCAAAGUCACCCAGUUUCAAGGAGCAUGGCUUAGCCAGUGAGGAACUGGCAGAAAAGGAGCGGAGGAGGAUGAAGGACUGCUUUGAGCGUUGCAGAAGAAAAAGAGCCAUGCGACGAGUACCGAAGGGCCGACACCACGAGGCCGACUGGGAGAACACCACCGGCAGCGACAACACCGACACCGAAGGCUCCUGAGCGCGGGAGCCAGGCUGCGAGGGCAACACCGGCCUGGUCCGGGGGCCGCCAUCCCCUCUCUAGUCCUCUCUCCGUGGACUACUUGGAUUUCAGAGCCAUCUGAGCAAACAUUUGUCAAACGUUAUG